This is a messenger RNA of Marmota monax (woodchuck), 589 nucleotides long. RefSeq names its product chromosome unknown C1orf202 homolog (gene CUNH1orf202). Lineage: Eukaryota; Metazoa; Chordata; Mammalia; Rodentia; Sciuridae. The record is from RefSeq and is a predicted model, not a curated record. The transcript has a single exon. The coding region runs from base 1 to 399 and encodes 132 amino acids.
AUGGCGGACGAGGGUCCCGGCGGCCCUCUGCGCGGCGGCCUGCAACACGAGCUGCUGCAGAAGAUAGUGCGCCCCAAGCGGAGUGGCCCGCAGCGCGGGGAGGCCGAGGCGACGGGGCGGCGUGCAUCCUCCAGCGACGGCGGCGCCUGCUCCGGAUGCUGGUGCUGGCGGCGGCUCUUCCGGAUCUCAGCGGCGCGCGGCCCGCGCAGGAAGAAGAGCAAGUACGCGCGGCCGGGCAAGGCGACCUCAGAGCGCGGCCUGUGGGGCCACCCGAGCCUGCAGAGGCUGCUCCAGAGGCUGGCGUCCUGGAGGCGGCGCUACCUGCGAUGCAGGGAGCGGCCCGAGAGGCUGGAGGAGAUCCCGCUGCUGGUGCUGGAUCGCGCGCAGAACCGUGACUAGGCCGCGGCCGGGCCGCAGACCUAAGGGUUGGUUUUGUUUUGUAAAACAAAAGCAAGAAAUGAAAAUAAACCCAACACGGUAUGAACGAAAGAACGUGGAUCAUUGGGGACCGUGCACGAGGAACCCAGGGUGUCGCGUUGUCUGGGAUGAGGUGAACUGGCCUCCUCCCCAUUCCGCCCUUCUUCCCAUC